AUGAUAGAUGUACUCAAGGAAACAUUCUUGGACACGCUGUCUCCGAUACCGGAAGACCGUUCCGAGGGCCACUAUGUUCUCUCCAAGGCAGCCAGACACCCGGAUUUCGUACCCUCCGUUCUCCUGAUUAUUGCGGACCCUUCGGUUGACGAACCGAUCCGAAAAGCAGCCGCCGUGAUCUUGAUCGACCACGUUAAGUCCUGCUGGGUGGUUCCGCCAUCCUUUCCGGUUUUUACUGAUGAGGAUCAUCAAGCUUCGCUGAAUCCACCUUUACUGGGUCCCGAGAAAGAGCUGAUUAAAUCUCAAAUUGUUUCAUUGAUGCUCGAUUCGGGUCCCAACAUUCAACCACUGAUAAUUGAAGCCAUAUUAGAAAUCUGCUCGAUUUAUGGGGUUUUAAGCUCAAUUAAUGCUCUCUUUGAUAAGUUUAAGGAUGAGGAGUUGCGAAUUGAGUACUGUCCAGAUAUUUUUGCUCAUCCAUUAUCCUCAGUGUUUCAGAGGAUCGCCGGGUUAUUAUUAGAUCUGUCUGCUGAUCCAACUGUUCUCAGCUACUACAUUGACUCCCAAACUCUGUGCUGUUUGGACCUGGACUAUAAAAAUAAUGAGUUGGUGUCCGCACUUGAUGAGUUACGGGCUGCUGUUUGUGAGAAUAUUAGUCUUUUCAUAGAGAAAGAUGAUGAAACCUUCAUCAAUGAUUAUUUGAUUGGGUUUGUGGACACUAUUUGGGGUCUCCUUCUUGCUGCCUCACCCUCUUCUUGUAGGGAGGAAGUUACCAUUAAGUUCUUAACUUGGGUUAGCUCGAGUCCACGUCAUGAUCUGUUUGCUAGCGACCACAUUUUGCAGCAAGUUGUUCAGGGGAUUCUUGAGCCGCUCGCCUUGCUUCCUGUUUUGUUGUUGUUUCUGGAUUUGGAAUCAAUUCUUCUUCGUUCAUAUGCAGCAACCUGCAUUGAGAAAUUCAUGUUGGCGAAAUAUGAUGUUAGGCUGUGGUACUCUACAGAUAUGCUCGCCGAAAAGGUACCGAGGAAACUUGUCAGUGCGUUGGAGCUGGAACCCGAGGGGAAUGAGUAUGUGAUGAAGUGUAUCUUGAGGGUUCUUGGAGUGGUUGAAGUCUCACCUGAUGUUGCUUUGUCUUGUCUCUAUUAUUUAAUCGAGCUUGUCGAUAUGGUUUGCAGGAAUCAGGCCAUCAAGAGCCAGGUAUUCUGUCAGUAUAUGUUUGAAUCAGUGGCUGCCCUUGUUAGACAAGCGUCCGAGAGGGAUCCAUCUAUAUUUUCUGCACUUGAAGCUGUGCUUUUCCCUAGGAUGCAAUUUCAGGUUUUCGUGCACGAGAACAUAGGUGAAUUCUUACCGUACGCUCUCCAGCUGCUGGUACGGCUUGUGGAGUUAAUUCGCAAGCCUAUGCCUACCGAGUAUGUCGAGAUAUUUGAGGAACUUCUGACUUGCAAUUUAUUGGGUGUCUCCAAUUAUGUUGUUCCUCUUGUUUAUUUGCUUCAGACUUUCCUUCGGAAUUUGCCUCAUGAUGUGUUGGUUCAACAGGGAAAGCUAAAAAAUGUUCUCUAUAAAUGCUCUGAACUGCUGUCCACUAGUAGCUCACCUGAUCAAGGACUGUUCGCCCGCGAUGAGGACGUGAAGUUUCUCAAUAAGCUUGUGAUAUUCAUGUCGCUAUUUGUUGUUAGUUACGGUGUAGAUAAACUUGUGGCUUCUAUCAACGCUGUUAAGAACGGGUUAUUUCUUCGCUUUUUGGAAAAGGUCUGGAUACCUAAUCUUGAAAUGGUCACUGGUUUCAUUAAAAUGAAGCUAACUUCAGUUGCUACGACCAAACUUAUCUGCGAAUCGCCAAAUAAUAUUUGGGAAUCCGGUCAUGCUGGGAAACUGCUUAACAAUCUUGUUUCAAGAUUUGAGGAGCGAGCAGUUGCGGAUGAGUUGGAAGUUCUCGAUGUCGUGGAUUGGAAGAGAGAAGAGGACCAUCUGGAUGAAAUUAAGGACACGAAACAGUUUAUGGUGGUUUCCUUGUCAAAAUUAUGUGCUUCUUCUCCUGGAAAGUAUACUGAUUUUAUUGCAAACAGUCUUGAUCAAGCUAGUCAGGCUGCAUUGUCUCGGGUCCGCGCAACUUAUGAUGUAUCUUUAGUUUGA
This is a messenger RNA of Oldenlandia corymbosa var. corymbosa, 2127 nucleotides long. The record is from the annotation of a GenBank genome assembly. NCBI's taxonomy places the organism in Eukaryota, Viridiplantae, Streptophyta, Magnoliopsida, Gentianales, Rubiaceae.